Messenger RNA from Trypanosoma conorhini, 1203 nucleotides. RefSeq names its product rabGTPase-activating protein. The transcript has a single exon. Gene Ontology annotation, biological process: activation of GTPase activity. NCBI's taxonomy places the organism in Eukaryota, Euglenozoa, Kinetoplastea, Trypanosomatida, Trypanosomatidae. The coding region runs from base 1 to 1203 and encodes 400 amino acids. The record is from RefSeq and is a predicted model, not a curated record. Gene Ontology annotation, molecular function: GTPase activator activity.
AUGGAGGAGCUGAGGAGUCUCCACCGCUCCGCUCAGGAGGGCCGCUUGGAGGAGGCGCUGCUUGAGCGCGCGUUAAACUUUGCGCAUCAUCGUCCCUUUCGCGCCCUCCACAGUCUUCGCUGGCGGCUCUUGCUGGGACUUCUCCCGUUAGACGUGGAGGCUGGCAGCUACCGCCAGGUGUGGGCGGAGUGCACCCGUGCGGGGGGGCGCGAAUGGAAGGAGCUGAACGACCACCUGCGACAGCGUCUCCUCGUCACCGCCUCUGCGGUGCGCCCUGUAGGAAAGAGGGGGAACUUUGCUGGAAGCGACUCCUCCAUCUCCGGCGAGGAUGAGGAGGACAUGACUGUGGAGAAUCCGCUUCUUCCGUCUGAGGGGAGUUCCUACGCCCUGCAGUACACCGUGGACACGAUACGCGCCACCGCCCAGAAGGAUUUGGAUCGACUUCACUGGGAGCUUCCGCUGUUUGAGCAAUCCACCACGAAGAGUGCCUUGCUGGACAUUUUUGUCCACUACUGUCUCCGCCAUGACUGUCAGUACAGACAGGGCAUGCACGAGGUUGCGGCAUUUAUUCUCUACCUGACCCACACCGACGCCGCUCUUCUCGAAGAGCUUUUCGCGACCUCUGAGGAAGUUGACAUGGCACUGGUGGCUGACUUUAGAUGCGUCUGCCCCACCGACGGCGUGACGGCGAUCUCUUUUUUGCUCUUUGAGGCCAUUAUGGAUGCCUCCGGGUUGCAUCUCUCCGAGUGGUACCACACGGACGAGGAGAAUGCGCCCGGCGGCAUUGUCAGUGCGUCACACAAGACGCAGAAGGAAUUACUGGCGGAGCUUGACCCUGAGUUGCACCAGCAAAUGAAUGUGGCGUACGCGAUUGAGGGCACGUCGUAUCUAAUACGCUGGUUGCGUCUUCUUUUUAUUCGGGAGUUUUCUAUCCCCCAAUGCGCCGACCUGUGGGACGUCUUCCUCUCAGAACGCUUUCUUGCGAGGCAGAGUGAGUAUCGCCUCAACAACAGUAUCGUUACGAUGCUUGCCGCGUCCAUGCUGUUGUACGUGAAGCAGGAUCUUAUGGUGGGCUGCAUUGCGGCGCUUAAGCGUCUGAUGAAGUACCCACCGCUGGAGGACGUGGGCGUCUUGGUGGAAAUGACAAUCCCGCGCGUGGAUCCGCAAAGGCACGGCAUCGGUCGUUACUUUACUCCGCUGUAG